Messenger RNA from Babesia microti strain RI, 3855 nucleotides. RefSeq names its product orthologous to PfMRP, ABC transporter protein involved in chloroquine and quinine resistance. Gene Ontology annotation, biological process: transmembrane transport. Lineage: Eukaryota; Apicomplexa; Aconoidasida; Piroplasmida; Babesiidae. Gene Ontology annotation, molecular function: ATP hydrolysis activity; ATP binding; ABC-type transporter activity. The transcript has 2 exons. The record is from RefSeq and is a predicted model, not a curated record. Bases 1 to 3855 code for a protein of 1284 amino acids. Gene Ontology annotation, cellular component: membrane.
AUGUCUAAUAGAGUUGCGAACUGUUUUAUGUCACCCAUAAAUUUCAUUAGGGGUAUCAGAAUGGAAAGUUUUAGGCAGCGGGAAAGGAUAGAUUUCCCCAGCUCCGGUGGCUUAAACUUCAUUUGUUUUAGCUGGCUCACAGAUUGGAUCUUGUUAAAAUCGCACCAGGAACUCACAGAUGAUGAGCUACCAUCGGUAGAUCCAGUUGAUAAAGAUUUAUCUAAGGUUGAAACUCUUGAGGCCAUCUUAGACAAACAGACCAAGUUGCUAUGUGAAGGUCUUUUUGGUAAAUUAAACAUUGCUGUUUACAUCACAUACUGGAAAUCCUUUCUUAUGCUCAUCAUCUUAGGACUUUUAAGGGAUAUUAUGGAAUUUUGCAAUGUACUAUUGCUUAAGACUAUACUUAAAAAUAUGCAAAAUGAGGACGCUAUAAAUAAUAAGUUUUUAAGUGGAUUGGUGACCACAACACUUUGCAUAUUGCAAAUUGUUGACAUAUUUUUUGAUACCCACUUCUUUUUUUAUUACUACAGAUUGGAGAUACGAAUAGAGACAACACUUGGAGCCCUAAUUUGCAAAAGGGCUUUAUAUAAUCCCGCUGGUGUCGAAGAGAGUAUAGAAAAUUGCAAUAUAGUUAAAUCUAAUGAAGGGGCAAAUUUGUUGAAUUUACAACUGUUUGACAUAGAAAACGCAUCUUGGGGCGUCUUAGCCAUUACAGAUUUGCUACUUACUCCCGUUCGUGUGGCAAUUAUCGCCACGUGGAUGUACAAUCAGGUUGGGAAUGCUUCCACCACAUCCACGCUUAUUGUUGGAUUAAUCACCCUUUUGAUGUGUUUGCUACAGAUAAAAUCUUCUUCACUUGUAAAACUAUACCUAAAAAAGCUGGAUUCAAGGGUGGUGGAGACCAAGAACAUUUUGGGCAAUAUCAGGACGUUAAGGCUAAUUCGUUGGAUGGAAUAUUCAAAGGAGGCAAUACUUACCAGUAGAACACGGGAAUUGCAAAUUUGUAAUAAAAGAGCAUAUUUAUAUGCUGUAUCCAAUUGGUUAGGAUCGGUACUUCCAUAUAUUGUAUCAUUGGUAACCUUCGUUUUGUACUUGAUGGAAAAGACCCCAGAUCUGAGCUUGGAUGCCUCAGUUGCAAUACCGCUAAUGCAUACUAUUACCUAUUUGAUACGGCCAAUGAAGCACCUUUCUGGGCAUCUUGCUGAUCAUCUUUCUGGUAUAGCUUCACUUAGGCGUAUUUCCAAGUAUCUAAAUUUACACUCUAACAAUCGUGCAGAUGAUGCCAACAUACAUGAGGAUGUAAACACUGUUGACAAAGCUAACGAUGUGGAAUUUGAGAAAAAACUCAUAAAAUUGGUUAAAAAUGGUGGAGUAACCGUGAUAACAGGCCUAUCACAGGGAAACAAACUGGAAUUUUUAUCGCAAUUGGAGUCCCGCAUCAUAAAAUUGGAUUGCGAAUGCAUCCUUACUACACCAACUUCUUGGCUCCCUUCUGGCACGAUACGAAGCGUUAUAACCUUCUUUCGUCCAUAUAAUGAAUUAAUAUACAAUAGAAUAGUUUCAGCAUGUGGAUUGACAGAUGAUUUUGAUAGCUGGGAAGAUGGUGAUCAUCGCACAAUUGACGAGAGGGGGGGUAGUUUAUCGACGGGCCAACGUACUAGAAUUGCUAUGGCUAGGUCAAUUUAUUACCAAGAAAUUAAAGGAUCGAGUGGCAAUUCUCCACUGGUACAGUUGAUUGGCAAUGUGUUUUCUGUACUAGACCCCAGCCUUGCUUGUCAAGUUUUCUGGUCACUUUUCACCAACUUAGACGACCCAGGCAUAUUAUCCAAUAGCACAUGCUUUGUGUUAAUGGACGAGAAACUAAUUAAGCAUAUUUACCAAUUGAAACCGGCAAGUUUCAAUUUAGCCCUUUACAAUUAUCAGCUGGAUCCGGUACCCCUUGGAACAAUUUUGGAUGUAUUUCCUAAACUGACCUACAGUAAUUUAGACGUUAGAAAUAUGAAAAUUGAGGAUAUUGAUUCAUUGGAAUCGCCGAAAUCCAUUCUUUUGGACACUCCCAGAAAGAAGAUUAAGAAUCAUGCGAUUCCGGAAAGUGAUACAAGCACACCGCAAUUACCCCUGUUACAACGUUAUUCGUGGUAUCUACGCCAUGUAGGAUAUUUUCCACUUUCAAUACUAGUGUUUUGUACAGUAUCUUCGGCUAUGGCUCAUGUUAUUAGUGAUUUUAUCAUCGGAAAGUGGUCUUCGGCUGGAUCUCAAGAGGGGCGCAUGUAUCUAUACCUGUUCACUUUAUUUACGUCUUUAACAAUCGUGUUUGAUUUAUGUAAGUGUUUUUAUCAGGCAAUUGGCAAUCUUUCUGGCGCCAAAAAUACGUAUGAAUCUUCAGUGUCUGGCGUGUUGUGUUCGCCUAUGACUUUUUACGACAGUAUGCCAUUAGGCCGCAUAAUAAACCGACUAUCAACGGAUCAAAAUUACGUGGACCAGUCGCUGUUUCACCGUUUUUGCGAAGUGACAUCAGCACUAUCCAGUAUCACACUGAUACUAUUAUCACUUUGUUAUUUGAAUCCUAUUUGUAUUGUAAUAUUCCCAUUUUUUGUACUCUUGGUCUAUUGCUGGGUCUUCAAACAUUAUAUGGGAAUAAACAAGGAGAUUAUGAAGCGAACUCUUCGAAAACGUAGCCCACUUUGCACUAUAUGUAACCAAUGCAUUGAUGGGGAAUCGGUUAUUAGAUCAUUUAAGGUUGAGAAAUUUAUGUACCAAAAUUAUUUAGAUUCUUUACUUGAAUAUCAGAGAAUGCGAUUUAUCAAGAUUUCCUCUGCAUCUUGGGCCUUAUUGCGCCUUAGAGUGCUAUCUUUGCCACUGGAAUUUGCUUCCGCUGUCCUUACCCCUUUUCGAGGUAUGGCAGACAGAUCGAUCCUGAAGUUAGAUCCAACCCCUAGGGUUGGACUGGCCCUUUCAUACUCAUUUGCCUUUGCUAAGCUUACUAGACAACUGAUAAAUACGAUUGUACAGCUGGAGACGGAGAUGUGUUGUGCAUCUAGGCUUCAAGAAUUAUCGAUUAGCACCUUCGACAACAUUUACACUAAUGCUGACCAAUCCAAUGUAUUUACAACUGCACACAAAUCGUUAUCAAUCGAAUUUCCUCCAAACAUAGAGAAUUUUACUGAUAUUCACACUCUGACAAAUGACAAAUACGACUUUUACAACUUUGGUAGGGGUUUAUAUGGGAUAGUUGGUAGAACGGGUGCUGGCAAAAGCACUUUGUUGAAUUAUAUAUCAGGGAUCAUACCGUUUGAUGGUAAAAUUCAACUGGACGGUGUAAACAUUAGUACGUUAUCAGACGAUGUGUUGGGAGAUAUAGUGGGAGUAAUUCCGCACGAAAUGCCUAUGAUUACGGGAUGGAGUAUACGAAAUUACGUAAAUCCUAGGGGGAUUUACCCGGAUUAUCUCAUCCACGAUUCGCUGCACAAGUCUGGACUAACAUAUUUCAUAAGAAAGUUAGAGUCUGAAGAUCCGCUUAGUACGGUUAUUAUGGACAAAGAUAACAGUGUUAAAUCUUUGUUUACUCCACUGAUAAUUCAAUACAUAUCUGUUGCCCGUUUGAUCCUGCACUCGAAGCUGCUACGGGUGGUGCUGGUUGACGAGCCUAGACAAUCGAUCAAAUCCGGUUUGCCUCCAAUUGGACAAAUAAUUAAUGAAUACCUUCACCAUUGCACAACAUUUAUUAUCGCACACCAUAUCACAUCCCUGGAGACUUGCAAAUCAAUAUAUUUGGUGGAACUGGGACGGAUCGUCAAGUCAUUACCCAUUGAAUACUUUAAAACGCAACAGGACUUGGCAAUGUUCAUCAACUAA